Molecule: messenger RNA, 1362 nt
Organism: Phacochoerus africanus (Common warthog)
Lineage: Eukaryota; Metazoa; Chordata; Mammalia; Artiodactyla; Suidae
Gene: HACD4
Product: 3-hydroxyacyl-CoA dehydratase 4
Exons: 7
Coding region: 131-829 (232 amino acids)
Biological process (GO): sphingolipid biosynthetic process; fatty acid elongation; very long-chain fatty acid biosynthetic process
Cellular component (GO): endoplasmic reticulum membrane
Molecular function (GO): 3-hydroxyacyl-CoA dehydratase activity
Source: RefSeq, a predicted model, not a curated record
UUUUUUUUUGUAAAUUGCUCAGUGUGGAGAGGCCCCGCCCUUCCGCGCUCAGCGGUGGGGCCACCCCUACCGCGCUCUCUGGCGGGUGUUCCUUCCCGGACGGCGCUGGAGGGCUUGGCAACGGCGGCCCAUGGGACCCGUGGAGCUGCCCGCCUGGCUGCAGCCCAGGUAUAGGAAGAAUGCCUAUCUUUUCGUCUAUUACUUAAUCCAGUUCUGUGGCCACUCGUGGAUAUUUACAAAUAUGACAGUCAGAUUCUUUUCAUUUGGAAAAGAUUCAAUGGUUGACACUUUUUAUGCAAUUGGACUGGUGAUGCGACUUUGCCAAUUGAUUUCCCUGUUGGAGUUGCUGCACAUAUAUGUUGGCAUUGAAUCAAACCAUCUUCUUCCUAGGUUUCUACAGCUCACCGAGAGAAUAAUCAUCCUCUUUGUGGUGAUCACCAGUCAAGAGGAAGUCCAAGAGAAAUAUGUUGUGUGUGUUUUAUUCAUCUUUUGGAAUCUAUUGGAUAUGGUUAGGUACACUUACAGCAUGUUAUCGGUCAUAGGAAUAUCCUAUGUUGUCUUGACAUGGCUCAGUCAAACACUUUGGAUGCCAAUUUAUCCUUUGUGUGUUCUUGCUGAAGCAUUUGCCGUCUAUCAGUCACUGCCUUAUUUUGAAUCAUUUGGCACUUACUCCACAAAGCUGCCCUUUGACUUAUUCAUUUAUUUCCCAUAUGUGCUGAAAAUAUAUCUUAUGAUGCUCUUUAUAGGUAUGUAUUUUACCUACAGUCAUCUUUACUCAGAAAGAAGAGACAUCCUCAAAGUCUUUCCCAUUAAAAAGAAGAAAAUAUGAAGCAUGGCAAACUGAUGGGACAUCAGAAAAGAGAGGCUUUUGGAUUCAACUAUAGUAAACAUGACAUAGGAAGUAUUCUGGUGGAAAAAUACCUGGUAUUUAACCAAAAUCCAUGAUGUGAAAUAAUUGCACUCCUCCUCAGAACUCUUGAUAUAUCACAGUGGUCUAUAUUUCUCACACAUUGUUUUUAGUAUGUAUACUCCUCACAAACCUGUUUCACCAAAGCUAUGGAUUGUGUACAUGUUAAGUGUAUAUUGUGCGAAAGCCUGAUUAUUUUUCUGUAAGGCUAAUCAGAAAUAGAAUUUUUAACUGGAAUAGAUUCAUUUAAACCAAGAAACCAAAGUUGGUAACCUGAAUUACAUAUAUUUCUUUUCACUUCUGAAUUCCAAAGUAGCAGCUAGUCUGUGGGAGGGGAGCGAUGUGAAAUAUGUUCUGCAACCUAUUUUAUAGACAGAUGUCACUUUUCCAGAAUUAAUACCCAUCCUAAACAGAAGACACACUUAGAAAAUUAAAUAUUCUUCCAAAUCCUGAAA